UAUUAAGAUGAAUAAAUAAGAUAAAAGGAAAUUGCCUAAUCAUUUAUAAUAUGAUACUGUUAGUCCUGCUACUAAAUUAUUAGAAAAAAGAAGAAAAAUGUAUGAAGUACAUGAGGCUUUUGAAGCUUAAAGAGAAGAAUUUAAAAAGUGAUUAUAAAAAAUAGAUUUAGGUAAGAAGACAAGUUUAAAUAAGAGGAAGAGAAGAUUCGUACAAAGGAUAUGGAAAUUUAAGAAUCAUUGAUAAAGUUUUGCAAAUUUUUACAAGACAAUGAAGCCAAAAAAAAAAGAGCUGAAGGUAGAUUAGAAGAAGAGAAAAAAUAAAAAAUGUAAAAAGAAAAAGAAAUAUCAGAUUUGAAUGGUCAACUAUAGGAGUUGUAAAAGAAAUAAUAGAGACUUGAGAAAAAGGGUAUGUGUAGGUUUAUAUCAAAACAGUUACCUCUAUGAAAAAAUACGAAGAAUAUUUAGAUAGUGUUGCUAAAUAAUAUCCAGAGUAAUAUCAUGAUAUGUCAUCAAUUUUAGAAAGACAUAGUACAUUAUCAAGUUAAAAUACUAAAUUAGUGGAAGAACAUUAAUUCAUGGAAAAAGAAUAUGAAAAAUUAAAAUACGAAUCUACAUAAUAUGAAAAAGAUAAAAAUCAUGAAAUUUUAUAAUUGAAUAAUGAUAUUAAAGAAUUAUAAAAAAAAUUAGAAGAAAAAAUAUCAGAAAGAAAUUAACUUCAAUAAUUAGUUGAAGCAUCAGCUAAUGAAGCUUCUUCAAAAAAUUUAAGUUUAGGAAGAAUUUUAAUGGCUAUUGAUAAUUUAUUUAAUAGAUGUUAAGAAGGAACUUAAAAAAUUAAACAUGAAUUAGAAGAAACAAAAUAAGAAAAUAAUAAAAAAGAUGAAAAAAAAGUAAAAAAAGAAGAGAAUAAAAAAUAAUAAAAUAAAGAUGAGAAUGAAGAAACAGAAGAAGAUAAUUAUGAAGUUAAAAGUUAAUAAGCUAUGUAAAAACUAAAAAUAAUAUCUUUAUAUUUAAAUGAUUUCAAAAAAAUAAUUUUUGGAUGUAAAGAAGAUUAUAAAAAAGCAUAAAAUAAAUGA
Molecule: messenger RNA, 1073 nt
Organism: Paramecium sonneborni
Lineage: Eukaryota; Ciliophora; Oligohymenophorea; Peniculida; Parameciidae
Source: the annotation of a GenBank genome assembly